Messenger RNA from Mobula hypostoma (lesser devil ray), 3374 nucleotides. It is a transcript of the gene cd83, whose product is annotated as CD83 molecule. The transcript is spliced from 5 exons. The record is from RefSeq and is a predicted model, not a curated record. NCBI's taxonomy places the organism in Eukaryota, Metazoa, Chordata, Chondrichthyes, Myliobatiformes, Myliobatidae. Bases 64 to 681 code for a protein of 205 amino acids.
GUAUUGCUAUCAAAUGCGCCUGCGCUGCGGCUGAAUUUAGACUUGCCCGAUUUUGCCUUAACGAUGGCGGUGGAGCUGUUGUCCUGCUUGACGCCGAGCGCGCUUUUCAUCUUAAUGCUACAACUUGGGCUGUUCUGCCUGGGCGGAGAUGCGAUUAGCGAAAUCUCUGUAAGUCUGGGCAAAGAGACGACCUUAUCCUGCAGAGACCAGGUGAAGGAGGGUGUCCGGUACUGGGGUAUCAGCUGGUACAAGGUGGCUGAUAAUGGGUUAUCAGGAAUUAUUUUCAACAAUUUCAAGGAAAAAGCUGCCCAGAAGUAUAGAGGUUGCGACUUAGCGGUUAGAUCGACACCUACCGAACCCUAUUCCUUGAUUAUUUCCAAUAUCUCCAGUGAAGACUUGGGAAUGUACCAUUGUUUCUUGUGGGCACCAGUUGGAGAAGAAAAUAAAAAGGGAUUUGUGAAUUUGAAAGUAAUGGGUCAUACAAGCUCGCUAACUUUGAACUGGAUGUUGAAACCCCUAAUAGCUAUAUUCUGUCUCCUUUCUUUACUAUGCUUGUAUUUUAUGAUCAAGAAAAUCACCAGAGAACGUGAAAACUAUGGAAAGCUAAAAAACACGGAUUUGUGGAAUUCCAUUCAAAUUCAAAUUGAGGAACCAGUCAAGGACAAGUUCAACUCAACGUGACCUUGAGCUGAUGGAAUGAAAAGCUGCACUUGGCAGAAUGGAAGCUUCGCAUGAGAGGCCUGCUACAAGUACCAGAAGCAAGGCAAACUGUGUGCAGGUCGUGAAUCAAGUAAUAAGGGAAUGCUUGUUCCCAUUUCCUGUUAAAUUCCUAUUUGUUGCUAAAGUAGCCCAAGUACUUCUUGCUAAAACAUGGGAGACUGCGGAUGCUGUAAUCUGUAUCAAUAAACAAUCUGCUGAAGGAAUUUAGCAGUUUGAGCAGCAACUGCUGUGGAGGAGAAAGCGAUAAGUCCGUAUUUCAGGUUGAAGCACUGCAUCAGAACUUCUGCAUUUUUCAACCCAAAAUGUCCACGAUUCCUUUCUCCCAACCGCUGAGUUCUUCCAACAGAUUGUUUGUUGCUGCACCUUCCAGCAUCUGCAGUGUCUCAUCCCUGAAACCCUGCUUCAGACUGACUUAGAGUGGUGAAUUAACCAACCAACCCCACAUCCCAUUGGAAUGUGGGAAAAAGCACGAUCACCCGGUAUCUGUUAUCCUGACUUCGGUGUUGUACAUGUGGUGUUUGCAUAUUCUUCAAUCGAUCAUGUGACUUUCCACUGGUGUUCUGGUUCCUUGUACCCACAAAAUUUAUUGGUAGGUUAAUCUUCUGCUUUAAAUUGGCCCUUAUUGUCUCUUAGUGACAAUGUGAGAGAUUGCAUGAUACAGAAAGACUUGUUAGGGAUCAUUCUGGAUCUGAGACAUUAUGGAUAAGAUAACUAUGGAUAACUAAAAUAAGAAUUAGUCUUCAGGAAAUAAAAUCUGUACACAAUUUGAUGGGACACUUCUGUCCCGUUGGAACUACAUAAGGAAAGAGACUAGGUGAAGGUGGAAGCAACCCACACAGAAUGCUGGAGAAACUCAGCAGGUCAGGCAGCAUCUGUAGAGGAGAAUAAACAGUCAAUCUUUCAGGUCGAGAUCCUCCAUCUGAACGUUCCUGCUACUGACACACUUAAAGGUGUAUCAAGAAGACGAGGAGAACGUCCCUGUAUGAGCACGUUGUUAAAGAUGUAUCCCUGCCAAUGUCUGUUUUGUUUUUGUCUGUUUAGAGAUGAAGUGCUUCCUGUAUUGGAUUGCCUAGUUACACCCACGUGACCACUUAACUUACAUCUUUGGAUGUAACGUGAAAAACAGAGCACCUGGAAGAAACACACGCAGUCACGUGGAGAAUGUACAAACUCCUUACGGACAGUGGUGGGGAUUAAACCCAGGUUUCUGGCACUGUAAAGCAUUACACUAACUACCAUGCUACCGUGCUGCCCCAUUUUCUCUCUUAACCUUCUAAUUAGUUGUACCUUCAUGGAGCCACCCGUCACUGACAGAAAGGGUAUAUUUUGGAUGUCUGCAGUCAGCAGUAUUGAACAUCCAAAGGGGUUCAAGUUCAAAUUUAUUGUCAUCUGACUGUACAUAUCUACAACCAAACGAAACACCAUUCAUCCAAAUCAUAGUGCACCCACAAAACUUAUGUCACACACAGCACAUAAACCAAAACAUUAUACUUUAAAUAAGUUAAUAAGAUGCAAUUUGAAAUGUAUGUAGUAAAGUGCAGCACGGGUAAACAGUAAAUUUAUCGCUGUGGCAAUGAUCAGACCCUGGUGGAAGCAGAGUAUUCAUUAAUGUCACAGCCUGAGGGAAGAAGCUGUUACCUAGUCUAUGUUCUAUGUUCUAGUCCAGUAGUCCAGGAGGUGCUUCUACCUCCUUACUGACGGUAGUUGGUUGAGAUUGUGGGUUGGGCCUUUUGUCUAGUAAAUGUCACAAAUGCGGGAAGGGAGAUCCCUCUAAUCCUUGGAUGUGCUACCAUUGUAAAUAUGAAAUUCUGUUUCUUUACCUGACUCUAUUCAGAAUGUUAAUUAAGUGAUUACAGCAAUUGAAACUGUCGUUAAUCAGUUAUUGUUAUGUUGAAGAAUUGUGAUUGUAAAACAUCAUUUCAGGAGCAACACACACAAAAUGCUGGAGGAACCUAGCAGGCCAGGAGGCAGCAUCUGUGGAAAAAAGUACAGUCAGCGUUUUGGCCUUCUGAGCUCCUCCGGCACUUUGUGUGUGUUGCUUGGAUUUCCAGCAUCUGCAGAUUUUCUCUUGUUUGUUAUUUCAGGAGAGUGAGAUUCCCUCCCCCUCCCUGAAGGUUCACAGUCUGAAUAGACUGGAUACAAGUUCUGUAUUUAGCAAUUAACAGUUUCUGUGUGACUUCAGGACUGAUGUGGGGAGCAUGCAUGGACCAGAUCGGGGGGAAUAGCAUGUGUGGUUCUAAGUGUACAGAUGCACACACAACCUUACUUGGCUGUCUGAUCUUUGCCAUUAGUGAAAUCCUUGGGGUGGGGAGAGGUGUGUAGCCUAACCAAAAGAAGAUACCACAGAUUCCGUCUUACUCAGCAGGAGGGGAUGAGAGACACCAGAGGAUUUGGUGUUUCAAUACAAAGCUGGUGUUGUCAAUGGCCCCCACUCACUCUGAUGACCAGGGUUCAACCUGGAGCCCUGAAUCUCAGCACUGAGUGCACCUCACAGGCAGCCUCUCCACCCCAAGCUCUGGGACAAUUCUUGCUCUAUGCUAGUGGAUACAGGGAUUCACAGAGGUGUUUGCCAGAACCACCUGUAACCUGAGUCGAUGUUUUUUUUAAUUGAGGAUACACCUACAUCACCCAGGCUGGAUGUCCACAAUAAAUUA